UCCGUUUUUUAAAUGAUGAUAAAGUAAUGACUCGUGACAUAUUUCACAGUGUAAUAAAUCAUGUAUUUAUUGUGAAUUAUUGUUAUUUGAAAGACAUUGUGUAAUGUUACGGUAAGGUGAUUUAUUAAUGGCGGUUCAACGCCUCCGAGUGUGUCCUCAGGAUCCCUCGGCCGCCGCGGAAGAAGGAGGAGGAGGGAGGGGAGAGAGGCAGGCCGGAGGCCGCCGCAGCUGCGACACUUUCCGGCGUUGUUGAAGCCGAGCUCCGGUGGUGGAGGCGACACCGGCGUACAGCGGCUCCUGUCGGAUCAGCUUCCCCGGCGAGGCGGCACGGAAGCCGGCUUCAGGUCAGUCGCGCCCUCGCCUUGGAUACACUUCACACUACCGAGCUCCAGCGGCGGUACUUUGGUCGGACUUGACCCGCUCGCUACUCACUUGGCACAGGGCGACACGAGUUCCACCCGGACAGGGGGUGGUGAUGGAUGGCUUUGGGGGUGCGGUUAAAGCGUCAGGCGGGCAGGUGUUGGUCCACACUUUGAAUGGGACUUUGACAUGCAAACACCGGGCAAAGAUUACAACUAUCAAACUGGGCAUAGUUUUUCAGACAUGGUGGACACCCAGCAGCUCUUCGCCUGGCCGGUGGGCUUCAGUCUGAGCACCGUGGAUCUGCCCGAGCUGGACGACAGCAGCCACUCGGCGCACAUGACGACGUUGGACUACGCCACCAUCUCCUCCUCUUCCUCCUCCUCCCUGUCGCCCUCGCUGAUGGCCUCCAUGUCCUCCGUCGACGUGGCCUACGACCCAAGUCCUCCGCAGAGUGAGGACCGCUUGACCAACCUGGACUACACCAGCAUGCACAGCUACAGGACCCAGGCAGACGCACACAAUUUCAUCAAGCUGGAGCCAGAGUCGCCUCCUCAACAGGCCGACAGUCCAUCGGUCUCCAAGCUACCGGAUGACACCUCGACUGCAGCACUCAACAUCGAGUGCCGUGUGUGUGGAGAUAAAGCUUCUGGCUUUCACUACGGCGUGCACGCCUGUGAAGGAUGUAAGGGUUUCUUCAGGCGCACCAUCAGGUUGAAGCUGGUGUACGAUCACUGCGACCUCCACUGUCGCAUUCACAAGAAGUCCCGCAACAAAUGUCAAUACUGUCGCUUCCAGAAGUGCUUGAACGUCGGCAUGUCGCACAACGCUAUUCGCUUUGGCCGGAUGCCCCAGGCGGAAAAAGAGAAACUUCUAGCGGAGUUCUCAUCGGACAUUGAGCACAUUCAUCCGGAGGCAGCAGAUCUGAGGGCCUUGGCCAAACAUUUGUAUGAAGCCUAUCUGAAGUACUUCCCCCUCACCAAGGCCAAGGCCAGGGCCAUCCUCUCUGGCAAGACCGGAGACAAUGCACCUUUUGUCAUCCAUGACAUGAAGUCUCUGAUGGAGGGCGAGCAGUUCAUUAACUGCAAGCAGAUACCCGUCCAGGAAUACCAGCAACAGACCUCCGUCUUUUCCGCCUCAAACGGAGGCGCUUUUCCGGGGUCGGAGUACGGCAUUGUGGGAAUGACAAGCGCCCUCGAGCUGCGUUUCUUCCACAGCUGUCAAUCGCGCUCGGCUGAAGCUGUGAGAGAAGUAACGGAGUUCGCCAAGAGCAUCCCGGGAUUCAUCGACCUGGAUCUCAAUGAUCAGGUGACUUUGCUCAAGUACGGCGUGAUCGAGGUGCUGAUCAUCAUGAUGGCGCCGCUGAUGAACAAAGACGGGACGCUCAUCUCUUACGGGCAGAUCUUCAUGACGCGGGAAUUCCUCAAGAGUCUCAGGAAGCCAUUUUGCCAACUGCUGGAGCCCAAGUUCGAGUUCUCCGUCAAGUUCAACAUGCUGGAGCUUGACGAUAGCGACAUGGCGCUCUUUCUCGCCGUCAUUAUCCUCAGUGGAGACCGCCCGGGCCUCCUGAACGUGAAGCCCAUCGAGCAGCUGCAGGAGACGGUGCUGCACUCGCUGGAGCUCCAGCUCAAAGUCAACCACCCGGACUCUCUGCAGCUCUUCGCCAAGCUCCUCCAGAAGAUGACCGACCUGCGGCAGAUCGUCACCGACCACGUGCACCUCAUCCAGCUCCUGAAGAAGACCGAGGUGGACAUGUUCCUGCACCCGCUGCUGCAGGAGAUCAUGAAGGACCUGUACUAGAGGGAGAAGCGAGCACUGAGACGGUGUGUUGCGAAAGGGAAUCCUUCUGCCUUACGACGAGAGGAGGUGACAGAAAUUGAGAAAGAGAUGAGGAAGAAGGUCAGGAGUGUUGGAAGCCGUCUAGACGGCCACGGCAGCAGCUUGCAAAACCACCGCUUGCUGUUCCAAUCAGGGCGAGGGGCCGCCCCGUCGGGAAGGCGGGCCCCUCGCGCUUUGAUUGGCAGACUCCACCGAGUGCCUUGGAGGUUCAUGUAACUGUGAAGAUUCCACACCACGUGCCGCACAGCAGUGUGUGUUUGUGUGUGGGGAUGACCUCGUGUUAAGGUCCUGUUUACAUGCACACAACUAUAGCCUAUCAAAAGUCAUUUUAUUACAUCUUCUCAAGGGAUAAUACCACUUCUUGCACUGCAAAAAGUCAGUGUUGAAAAACAAGAACAAAAAAAUACAAAAAUGAGGGGUAUUUUACUUGAACUAAGCAAAAUUAUCUGCCAAUAGAACAAGAAAACUCGGCUUGUCAAGACUUUCCAAAACAAG
Molecule: messenger RNA, 2694 nt
Organism: Entelurus aequoreus (snake pipefish)
Lineage: Eukaryota; Metazoa; Chordata; Actinopteri; Syngnathiformes; Syngnathidae
Gene: pparg
Product: peroxisome proliferator-activated receptor gamma
Exons: 9
Coding region: 550-2160 (536 amino acids)
Biological process (GO): regulation of lipid metabolic process; negative regulation of inflammatory response; negative regulation of transcription by RNA polymerase II
Cellular component (GO): nucleus
Molecular function (GO): nuclear receptor activity; zinc ion binding; RNA polymerase II cis-regulatory region sequence-specific DNA binding
Source: RefSeq, a predicted model, not a curated record